AUGCUCGUUCAACAUAACAUUUCACUACUCAGUGUUGAUAAAGAUGGGCGAAACAUCUGGCACUUUGCAGCAAGAUCAUUCGACGAAGGGAGUCGUGAGUAUCGGGAAGUUCUCUUCAGCACAUACUUCCAAGACUCCCAGGAAGGGCUUAGCAUGAGGAAAGCUGACGGUCUGACUCCACUCGACCAAGCUUUCGAGUACGCACAACUUAUUGAAGAUAAGGAUGCUAUAAUAGCACUGAUUUCCCAUUGCCACCGAAUACCCUUGUUCUGGGAGGGGCAAGGCUGCAUCUUUCCCCGUGCCUUCAACCUACAAUCCGAAGAUAUCAUACGACUUUUGUUGCAGUGUGGGCUUGAUCCUGAAGCGUCCGGAUUCAGCACCGCUAGUCCUCUACAUUACCUGGACAGUUAUGUGUCACUGGAAUGGGUAGUGUUUAUCAAAAGUCUCUUUCCCCACAAUCACGUAUCCAGGCAUAUGGCUAGGUUGCCAAUCGAACUUUACGUUGAUGCGUGUAUCAAGGACACUGUUUUACCAGAAGCAGAGAUCCUGGCGCAACUCACCUUUGACGACCUCUUUUGGAACUUUGACGAUGAAGGACGAGAUGCAUGGCGCUAUCUCUGUUCGUCUGACAAGCGGCUUGGUUCCCGGAGGGUCCAGCAUGGUUGGAAUUGUUUGAAAUACGCAUUGACCCACUAUAUCCAACAGGGCUGCCUUGUAGCCUAUGAAGAAAACAAAAAGGAAUUCGGCCUGGUACCCCUCAUCAGGAUGUUGGAUGAAAUGAACAGGAAUUAUGCUUGGCCACCUUCUGUCAUGCGUGGUGAACUCUUGUCUAAGUCACUGGCACUUUCUGGAUAUUGGAAAACGGACAGCAGGUUGGCCAUUCGUUUUCUCAAGGCAACGAUUGCAAUGAAGGAUGUGGACGCUGUAAAGUGUCUGCUCGACAAAUCCGUACCUGUUAACGACCCAGGUGACAAUAGCGAAACAAUUAUCCAGUAUGCUUUUGGUGGGGAAACUGCACUAAGCCUCUGCUCAAGUACCAAGGGCAGGAUAAUACUUAUGUCGAUCCUGGAAACCCAAAGCCUAGAGAGUCUGAAGGCUGCAUCAGGGGCCAGCCCGAAUGGUGGGCUCAUCUAUGGUCUUAUUCAUCAGCGUUGGCAGAAGUCUGACGCCCGGUGGAUCCUUGAGUAUCUUGCCAGAAUAGGGGUCGACAUUGAUGGCGUUGAUGAAAGUCCACAGAGUGCACGAGGAGCAACACCUCUCGCAUAUCAUCUCCAACAUGAUUCGCUCGCUAUGUCAGAGGUUUUGUUAGAGAUGGGGGCCAGCCUAAAUGGUAAGGACCAUUUCUUGAUCACCUACAGGCCAGUGCAUUUAUGUUCGGCGUCCGGAAACGUCGCCUUCUUGAGAAAGAUCUUGGAAGUAUCCAAACGAACCAAUGCUCCGGUGUUAUGGGAAGUCAUGGCCCAGUGGCGAUUGAAAUUGACGACGGGCUAUUAUUUUGACAGCAUGUCUGGAUUCCAUAUUGCUUGUUAUAAAGGCGAUCGCGAGUGUGUCAAGUUCUUUCUAAAGGAAAUAGAGAUCGAUAUUCGAUCAACAAGCCGGCUUGGCCACACGGCCCUACAUUUUGCAGCUAUGAAUGGCGACAAAGCCACCAUCAAGCGACUCUGUCGUUACGGCUUCGACGUCAUGGCGAAGUCCAAAGAAAAAGCGACUCCACUUCACAUUGCAGUAACUGAGAACCGUGCAGGUGCUGUCCGUACUCUGAUUCAACUCGGCGCGAAGAGCUCUAUGGACAAUCUUGUCAGGACCCCCUUGAUGAUAGCACAGUUCCAAGACAACGCCGAGAUAAUUGAGAUACUAGAAAACGAAUUCGGUAAACAGUCAGAUGAUUCAGUCGAUGAAAGACAUACCGCUAGGUUACUUCUUCGACUGAAGUCAGCUAUAGAGCAUGGUGAUCUUGCAGGCUGCCAGAGCUUGACUUCCAAGGGAUGUCCACUGAACAAACCGCUGCCACGAACAGGGAACGCAUCGCCAUUGACCUAUGCUCUCGUUCGCCAUCAGGCCACCAUCGCCGAAUGGCUCUGCCAAACGGGAGCUUCGGUAUUGAGUGUCAAUGACUUCAAGGUCACAUCAAUGCAUACAAUUAUAACCGCCGCACGUUACCCCCGUCUAUCGACAUUCCUUCCCACACUUUUACAGCGAUUCAUCGACCAAGGUGGCAACUGGGAUGACCUUGCGUUUCGACUCAUUGCCCAAGCGGCAGCAUCCGGAAAUGAACCUGGCCUCAAAGUUAUCCUGACACAUCUCCCCACACAUACUACGCCUUCAAUAUUCUUUGAAAGGCGCCCCAAGCUACCCGGGGCUCGCGAAGGUCCGAACUUAAACCUGCUUCAUUUCUGCGUUCAUCAGAACAGACGUGCAGUUGUUCAAAUCCUGUUGGAGAGUGGAUGUCCUGUUGAUGUAGUUGAUGGAAGCGGGGCUACCCCCCUAUCUUAUGCCAGAGAGUCCGAAAUGGUUGAUCUACUGGUAGCGUUCGGUGCUUCUCCAACUCCUUUGCUAACCACAUGUCUUGCGAACAAUUUCCAUUUUUGGGGUCGUGAUUCCACACGAGUUUUCGACACCCUCACACAUGCUUUCCAGGAACAAAGUGGUCUCGCACCCCUGGGAUGGGUAGGUACAAGCCUCCCGGCAUACUAUGACUCGACGUACAUGAGACCCGGCUCUUUACUUCCAUUGCCGCACUUCCUCGAGCACUACCGCAACGGAAGUCCCGAAGUAGUGAACUAUCUAGCGGGGCUCUUUUCUGGCAUUGGACUUGGGCCACUUCUUCAAGGCAACACUGAGCUUCAUGAGGUAGAGCCCUUCCCUUGGCACUUGUAUCAGCCCGCCAGCUUUUCAAAAAUAACGUUUCUCAAAAACCAUUUCCACCUCUUUUGCCAACGCUUUGGACGCCGAAAUGUGAAAAGAUGGGCUAACUUGGAGCCGGCUCAAGGUUGGAGCCCCCUUUGCCGAGCUGCCUCGCAGAAUUGUACGGAGAGGAUGGAGAACUGUCUAUCCUUAGGCGCGGAUAUAGAGUUUGAGGGGUGUCCUUUGGGGUCUGCUCUGAUGAUUGCAAGUGCUUGCGGUCAGCUAGAUGCUGUCAAACUUUUGGUACGCAGGAAUGCGAAGGUGUCUUACGAAGGGCGGGCUGGAAGAUUGAGCGUGUUCAAAGUAGCUAUAUCAACAGCUGUAUGGGAAUGGCUACUGGUAGGUCGAUUCACCGAUCAACGACGGAUCAAGCAUACCCCCGAACACGAUUCGAUGAUAGGAACAAAGUUUUGGAGUGGGCCUGUUCAGGCGAGGGCCAAUUUACAUGGGUACGAGCUCGUGCGUGACAAUGAGGCAAGAAUCGAUUGUGCAAAGAGAUUGAUGCUUUACAAGAGGAUAAUGAGAGGUCGCGUGGCACCAUAUAUCGAUGGUCUGAUUUUUAAUCGCCAUCAAGAGCCAAAUGUGAGCGCUUUCAGCAACGACAGAUAG
Molecule: messenger RNA, 3513 nt
Organism: Fusarium coffeatum
Lineage: Eukaryota; Fungi; Ascomycota; Sordariomycetes; Hypocreales; Nectriaceae
Exons: 1
Coding region: 1-3513 (1170 amino acids)
Molecular function (GO): protein binding
Source: RefSeq, a predicted model, not a curated record